AUGAGCACAGACGCGGAGAUGGAGCAGUAUGGCCCGGCAGCCAUUUGCCUCCGGAAGCCAGAAAAGGAGAGGAUUAAAGCUCAAAACACCCCAUUUGAUGCCAAGAUGGCCUUCAUUGUGACUGAUCCUGAUGAAGUAUAUGUCAAGUGUAAACUUAUCAAGAGGGAGGGUGGUAAAUCCACUGUUGAGACAGAGGGAGGAAAGACAGUCACUGUGAAAGAGGAAGACAUCCACCCCAGGAACCCUCCAAAGUUUGAUAAGAUGGAGGAUAUGGCAAUGAUGACACACCUUAACGAGCCAUCUGUGCUGUUUAACCUCAAAGAGCGUUUUGCAUCAUGGAUGAUCUACACCUACUCUGGGUUGUUCUGCGUCGUCGAAAAUCCCUACAAGUGGCUUCCUGUGUAUGAUGCUACAUGUGUAGCAGCAUACAGAGGAAAGAAGAGGAUUGAGGCUCCACCCCACAUCUUCUCCAUCUCUGACAAUGCCUAUCAGUUCAUGCUCACUGAUCGGGAAAACCAAUCUGUUCUGAUUACGAGAGUAUUUGGAGAAUCUGGUGCAGGAAAGACUGUCAACACCAAACGUGUCAUCCAGUACUUCGCAACAAUUGCAUGA
Molecule: messenger RNA, 612 nt
Organism: Maylandia zebra (zebra mbuna)
Lineage: Eukaryota; Metazoa; Chordata; Actinopteri; Cichliformes; Cichlidae
Product: myosin heavy chain, fast skeletal muscle-like
Biological process (GO): actin filament organization
Cellular component (GO): actin cytoskeleton; myosin complex; membrane
Molecular function (GO): ATP binding; microfilament motor activity; actin filament binding
Source: RefSeq, a predicted model, not a curated record